Molecule: messenger RNA, 1234 nt
Organism: Zophobas morio
Lineage: Eukaryota; Metazoa; Arthropoda; Insecta; Coleoptera; Tenebrionidae
Product: prostaglandin reductase 1-like
Exons: 5
Coding region: 127-1191 (354 amino acids)
Biological process (GO): prostaglandin metabolic process
Cellular component (GO): cytoplasm
Molecular function (GO): 2-alkenal reductase [NAD(P)H] activity; 15-oxoprostaglandin 13-reductase [NAD(P)+] activity
Source: RefSeq, a predicted model, not a curated record
AUUACCUAUAAUUGCCAAAUAACUACACCACUCCAAAACACAAAUAUUUUUUUAUCUCAUCGUUCCGAUAGUGCAGAUACCAUUACUAGCCGUGAUUUGCAAAACCAUUCAUCAUAAUUCAUCAAAAUGGUGCGGGCACAAGUAUUCACGGUUGCCAAAAUUUUUGACGGGGAGAUCAAAGACACCGAUUUGAGUCUCCAGUUCGAGGAAUUAGCACCCUUGGAGGAUGGCGAGUACUUGGUCGAGUGUCACUACCUCAGCGUGGACCCUUUCAUGCGGGCGUACGCCGGCAGCUACACCAUAGGUCAAGUCAUGAUCGGAAUUCAAGUAGCCAAAAUCAUCGAAUCGAAAAACUCUAUUUUCCCGGUAGGUGAAACGAUCGUCGGAAAUCUGGGCUGGCGUACCCAUUCUAUCGUCAAACCGACGGACGAUUGUGACAUCUAUAUUUUGCCCGACAUCGGUACUUUACCCCUUUCGGCAGCUCUAGGUGUGAUUGGAGCUACUGGCAUUUCCGCCUACUUUGGGUUUCUAGAUAUUUGCAAACCCGUUGAAGGUGACACGGUAGUGGUGACCGGCGCCGCAGGCGCCGUCGGCAGCAUCGUCGGCCAAAUCGCCAAAAUCAAAGGUUGUAACGUCAUAGGAAUCACCGGAUCUGAAGACAAAGCGCACUGGCUGGAGUCCCUCGGUUUCGACUACGUCAUCAACUACAAAACCACGAAGAAUUUAGCUGAAGACUUGAAAAUCGGAGCACCCAAAGGAAUCGACUGCUAUUUCGACAACGUUGGCGGUGAUAUGAGUACUAUCAUCAUGUCGCAGAUGAAUGUGGGUGGACGCGUCUCGGUUUGUGGAUCGAUUUCGUCAUACAACGCGAGAACUCCAGCCAGAGCUUUGAUCGUCCAGCCGGUUAUCGUUGGAAAACAAUUAAGUUUGCAGGGGUUCGUCCGGCGCCAGUUCAAAGAGCGCUGGAUGGUGGCCAUCAAACAAAAUCUUCAAUGGGUGCAGGAAAAUAAAUUGAAACAUCGCGAGACCAUCACGCAUGGGUUCGAAAACACCCUGAAGGCGCUGGUUGGGGUUAUGAAAGGAGAAAACGUAGGGAAGGCGGUGGUUAGAGUGAAGGGGUCACAAAUUGAGACCGAGUCCUUAGAUUUCAAUAGCGCUCUCAGCAAAUUUAAGAAAUUCCAAGGCCAAUAAUGAAUGUACUUGAUUAAAAAUAUAAUUUGUUUUUUAAUUUGGA